AUGAAGUCCUUCGCCGCCUUGCUCGCCUUUGUCGCCGUUGCUUCCGCGGACCGCGUUAUCACGGUCUAUAACGCAUGCCCAUUCACAGUCUGGCCUGCGUUGUUCACCGACCCCAACAGUCCCGGUGGACGACCCGCCCAAGUCACGGGCUGGGAAGCAGGCAAAUUCACUGCCGUCACCUUCAAUGUUCCUGAGCGAUGGAACGGCCGUAUUUGGGGUCGCCGUAACUGCAACUUUGCCAACGGCAAUACUGAUCCCAAUACUUCUUGUCUCGACGGCGGUUGCAAUGGUGGAUUGAAAUGCGCCUUCAUUGGCGGCACUGGCGUCCCCCCGGCUACCGUCGCCGAGUUCAAUCUGAAUGCCGAUGGUGUCGAUUGGUAUGAUGUGUCUCUUGUCGAUGGCUACAACCUUCCCAUGCGCAUCACCAACGAUGUUGGCUGCCCCGCCCCCGACUGCCCUGUUGACCUCGGGCCAAACUGCCCCGCUGAACUCAAGGGUCCGUUCGACAGCGUCGGUUUCCCUGUUGGCUGCAAGUCUGCCUGUGUCGUCGAUUCCCUUGCCGGAAAGAAUGCCCACAAUCCCAACUGCUGCACUGACGAGUUCUCAACUCCCGGAGCCUGCCCUCCCUCCGGCGUGCGCCACUACGACUACUUCAAGAGGAACUGCCCCAACUCGUACGCUUACGCCUACGACGAGAGCUCCGGCACGGCGCUCUGGACCUGCGCUGCCAACCGCCGCCCCCACUACACCAUCACUCUCUGCCCUUGA
Molecule: messenger RNA, 768 nt
Organism: Mycena indigotica
Lineage: Eukaryota; Fungi; Basidiomycota; Agaricomycetes; Agaricales; Mycenaceae
Exons: 10
Coding region: 1-768 (255 amino acids)
Biological process (GO): defense response
Cellular component (GO): extracellular region
Source: RefSeq, a predicted model, not a curated record